AUGGACGAUCAAAUUUCUGAUUCGUCUGAUGAAUACACACCUGACGUUAAUAACGACUCAGGGCCAGCUGAUUUGGAUGAUGUAGAAUUACCAUGCUCAUUUGCCAGUAUAUCUAAAAAUUAUGAAAAAUCAAAAAAAAUUGAUGCUUCAAAAGAUUUGAUUACUACACAGGAAAAUGUAACAAAUUGUGAUGAAUUGUCUGAAUCAAAUUCAAAGUCCGCUGUUGUAUUAUCCAAAGGAAAUUUAUCAUCAACACUUUCUUUAAUUUCUGCAAAUUACCAAGACUCAAGUUCUGAUGAUAGCGAUACUAGUAGUGAUGAUGGUUCUAAUGAUGUUGAUCAGUUGAUUGAUUCUGAUAAUGAAAAUAGCAUCAUUUCUGUAUCAUCCAGUACAUUUCCAAAAGAUUAUGUUAAGACCAAAGGAGAAUUAGAUAUUAGUGAUCUUCCACCCAUUGAAGAUUUAAAAAUAUCAGUUGACGAGGCCAAAUGUCAACCAGUUGGAUGUAUAAAAAGUGUUGUUGAUACUUUAGUUAUUGUUGAAGCAUUUUUAAACCAACCUGCAUUAGAUAUUGACUCUGUAUUAUUUGUGGAUCGAGGAAAACGAGCUUUAGGAAGAAUAUUUGAUGUAUUUGGGCCUGUAAUUAAACCCUUUUAUGCGGUCCGUUUUAACAAUUCUAAUCAUAUCAAAAAAUUUGAUAUACAAAUUAAGGAGCCUGUAUACUGUGCUCCUCAGACAGAAUACGCAAGCUAUGUUUUGGUGUCUCAGCUUUUGAAAAUGAAAGGAAGCGAUGCUUCCUGGAGAGACAAUAAUGAACCACCUUGUGAGUUUUUAGAUUAUUCUGAUGACGAAGCAGAAAAGUUAGCCAAGAAAAAACGAAGACAGAAAAAAUGUUCACAACCUUCAGAAGAAGAUAAUGAUACAGUAGAUAAAGAGAAAUCGCCUGAUCCUCCCAGUCAACGUGUGGUUAGGAAUAACCCUACACCGAGGAAUAUGACACGGAAGAAUAUGACACCAAGGAGUAUAACACCACGUCCAUCUCAUCAAAAUUUCAAUAAUCAAACUCAUCAAACAUACAACCCUCCUAUUCCUAAUUAUGGUAACCCUGAACAUAACAGUCCCAGACAAUUCCCUACUUAUGCUCAGCAUUUGAGUUCAAUGGAAUACAGUCACGCUUACCGYCAACCAUACAAUCCAUGGUAUUAUGAUCCAAUGUACGCACCAAGACAUAAUUAUCCACAUCAUCAACCAUACUUGCCACCAAGAUAUGAUUACCGAUCUCAACCACCAAUGGACCAAAAUAAUCCAAAUAAUCGAUUUCAUCAUCCUAACUAAUUUAAUUAGGAUUAAAAAUAUUUUUUAUUGUAUAACUUGUUUGUU
This is a messenger RNA of Diuraphis noxia (Russian wheat aphid), 1377 nucleotides long. RefSeq lists its product as uncharacterized. NCBI's taxonomy places the organism in Eukaryota, Metazoa, Arthropoda, Insecta, Hemiptera, Aphididae. Gene Ontology annotation, cellular component: sno(s)RNA-containing ribonucleoprotein complex. The record is from RefSeq and is a predicted model, not a curated record. Gene Ontology annotation, biological process: pseudouridine synthesis; box H/ACA snoRNP assembly; ribosome biogenesis. Gene Ontology annotation, molecular function: RNA binding.